GCCAAUUCUCCUCCUUCCUUCGGUCAAAAUCCCCCUCCCCCCCCUUCCCAAAACUCCAUUCUCGUGAUCUUCGACUGAAAAAAAUGUCGGGCAAAGGAGCCAAGGGUUUGAUUAUGGGGAAGAAUGCCGCCCUCAACAAAGAUAAAGACAAAGAUAAGAAGAAACCUACCUCUCGAUCUUCUCGCGCCGGUCUCCAGUUUCCAGUUGGUCGAAUCCAUCGUUUACUGAAACAAAGAACCACGGCAAACGGGAGGGUUGGAGCCACAGCAGCUGUCUACUCUGCAGCCAUCUUGGAAUACUUGACCGCAGAGGUUCUGGAAUUGGCUGGCAAUGCAAGCAAAGAUCUUAAAGUGAAACGUAUAACUCCAAGGCAUUUGCAGCUUGCAAUUCGAGGUGACGAGGAACUUGAUACUCUGAUCAAAGGAACCAUUGCUGGUGGUGGAGUCAUUCCUCACAUCCACAAGUCACUUAUCAACAAAUCUUCUAAAGAUUAGACCAUUAAUUCUAGUUAAUAUAGUUGGCGUCGAUGGUCAAUUCUUAUAUAUUAUCUAAUUUAAGAGGUUGGUCUAGGAUUCCGAUGACAUUGUUUUGCUUCUCAUUUUGAUGCCAUUCAUCUAUCUGUUGGUUACUCUGUUAGAAUUGUUGGAUGUCUGUUUUCAUGAGUUGUUUGGCAAUCAAUUAAAGCUGGUAGUUUUCUGGUGC
Cynara cardunculus var. scolymus (artichoke) is the source of this 702-nucleotide messenger RNA. RefSeq names its product probable histone H2A variant 3. Gene Ontology annotation, cellular component: nucleosome. Lineage: Eukaryota; Viridiplantae; Streptophyta; Magnoliopsida; Asterales; Asteraceae. The record is from RefSeq and is a predicted model, not a curated record. Bases 84 to 494 code for a protein of 136 amino acids. Gene Ontology annotation, molecular function: structural constituent of chromatin; protein heterodimerization activity; DNA binding. The transcript has 2 exons.